UGACGUAGAAGUGAUAGACCCUCGACAAUAUGGCGGAGACCGGCGGAAAGUCGUCAGUCCUGGGCAUGGGACAUACAAAUAAACCAAGCGAAACAUUGAAGAGCCAGUCAUGUAACGGCACAAACCCAGAAAACAUGUCCAGUUCUGAUGCACCGGAUCUACGAAGCAUACUGGUCACUAGCGUUCUAAAUUUAGAGAAAAUCGACACGGAUCUUUACAGUGGGAAGCAUCACUGGGUACCUCGCACUCAACGUCUCUUUGGGGGCCAGAUUGUUGGACAGGCUUUGGUAGCUGCUGCCAAUUCUGUCACAGACCAAUUCUGUGCCCACUCUCUUCACUGCUACUUUGUAAGAGCAGGUGACCCCAAAGUUCCAGUAUUGUACCAGGUGGAGCGGACCCGAGAUGGCCGCAGUUUCUGUGUGCGCUCCGUCAAGGCCAUCCAGUACGGGAAGCCCAUUCUGAUCUGCCAGGCGUCCUUCCACCUCCAGCAGUCCAGUGUCCUGGAGCACCAGUUCACCAUGCCCUCCGUCCCCCCGCCAGAGGAGCUGUUUACCGUGGAGGAGCUCAUCCAGCAGUACCUCAGUAUUCCCAAUUUGGCAGACAAGGCCAGAGAAGGACUUAAUAAAAUCCUGGCAGAUGAGGUCCCUAUUGAAAUCAAGCCAGUCAAUCCACCUGAUUUCUAUAGACGUGUUGCCAUGGAACCAAAGAAACUCUUCUGGGUUCGAGCUAGAGGGCAUAUUGGGGAUGGUGAUAUGAAACUGCACUGUUGCGUGGCUGCGUACGUGUCGGACUACUCAUUCCUGGGCACAACUGUGCUGCCCUACCCGGAACACAGGGCCCAGUUCUCAGCCUCCCUCGACCACGCCAUGUGGUUUCACAACACCUUCCGUGCUGACGAGUGGAUGCUGUAUGAGUGUGAGAGUCCAUGGGCAGGAGGCAGCAGGGGCCUGGUCCAGGGCCGGCUAUGGAGACGUGACGGGGUGCUGGCGGCCUCCUGCGCCCAGGAGGGAGUGCUCAGGAUGCAGGCCCUGUCUGAGAGCAAACUCUAGCGCAGACAUGCUGGCCUCUGGAGCUCAAAGCACCCAAAUCCAGCCUUGGCUUUCUGACGGCAAUGGAAGUAUGCUGAAAGCUGUUGAUUUGAAAAAAAAAUUCUGGAAGACUCCUGGAUACUGACAGGGUGCAUCAUCUUUCCAGGGACCCUUACACCCUUACAAGGCAUGGUGUCUAACUGACCCUAAUCACAAAUCACACCCCAUAUGUUAAUUAUGUAAUUUUAAUAAUGGCUUCACACUUUUGCUGUGCAAAAGACAGUUUUUUUUACUCCCUGGUGGCUCUGACUGACAAGUGGUAAAUGGUGUGAAGAGCCCUGCUGUGAACAUGCAUACAAUAUGAAAGCAUCUCUUACUUGACUGAAUAUAAAUGCAGUGUAGUUCAGAUCGGAUGAUUGGGCGGUUGUGGUACGCUGAUCUACUGUAAUUUGCGGACCAAAAAAAUCUGAGAGUUUUCUUUAGUUGUCCAGUUUGGUAAUGUUUUUUUUACUUAAAUCUUAGCAGUCUUGAAGGCAAUUAUUUUGUAUAGAAAUAUAGUAUUUAAUAUUAUAAAUUAUAAUUAUUGCUACAAAUUAUAUAUAGGUGCAUGUAUCUUGUGCACAGGUAAUAUUGUUAUAAUGUGUUUUCAUUUUUCAUAUUUGUGAUCUUGUAUUGUACAAAAUAACAGAAUGUAUAUGUUUGAAGGGUUUAAAUAAACAACAAGAACAUCAAACAUA
Sardina pilchardus (European sardine) is the source of this 1765-nucleotide messenger RNA. RefSeq names its product acyl-CoA thioesterase 8 (gene acot8). The coding region runs from base 30 to 1049 and encodes 339 amino acids. Gene Ontology annotation, biological process: acyl-CoA metabolic process; fatty acid catabolic process. Gene Ontology annotation, cellular component: peroxisomal matrix. Gene Ontology annotation, molecular function: fatty acyl-CoA hydrolase activity. NCBI's taxonomy places the organism in Eukaryota, Metazoa, Chordata, Actinopteri, Clupeiformes, Clupeidae. The record is from RefSeq and is a predicted model, not a curated record. The transcript has 6 exons.